Messenger RNA from Entamoeba invadens IP1, 342 nucleotides. RefSeq lists its product as hypothetical. Lineage: Eukaryota; Evosea; Mastigamoebida; Endamoebidae. The record is from RefSeq and is a predicted model, not a curated record. Bases 1 to 342 code for a protein of 113 amino acids. The transcript has a single exon.
AUGAAAAUUUUAGAACUCAAGGAUCAAGAUGGUGCAAUAGAUGCUGCUAAGUCGGAAGAGUUGUCUGUUUGUAUGGUCACAAAAAGAGUCGUUGAAAUCAUCCAAUCGUUCAAAAUUGCCUGCGUAAACAACAACACCUCAGCCUUUCACAUGUGUGGUUAUGUAAAAAAGCCAAUUGAAAAAGAAAAGGAUGGUACUUAUGAUGUCAGAAUUUUCUACUGUGGGGAGUAUGCCUUCAGAAUACGAGAGUUUUUGGGAGAACAGGUUUGCGUUGUUUUUGUUGCCUUUCCUGAAAGAAGAAGCAACUUAAACAUUGAUAAAAACGAAGGCAUUUUAAAAUGA